Molecule: messenger RNA, 288 nt
Organism: Brugia pahangi
Lineage: Eukaryota; Metazoa; Nematoda; Chromadorea; Rhabditida; Onchocercidae
Source: the annotation of a GenBank genome assembly
AUGGUAUCGCAACUUGUUGUCUAUUCUUUGCAUGUCACUCCACUAAUUGCUAUUUGGGUUGCUUUACUGUAUGACUGGUUACCAUACACCCGUAAUUUUACGAGGAAAUAUUAUGAAUUUAUCCUUUAUCUUCCAAUUUACGCCAUUUUUUUACUUGGGAUUUAUGCCAUGUGUAAUGUACUGUACGGUGUUGCAACAUUCAACGAUUGUCAUCAGGCCCGAGAGGAACUGAAAAAAGAAAUUGAAGAUGCAAAGGCGGAUUUGAAAAGGCGGAAUGUGAUUCCUUGA